AUGACAGUCGAUUCAAUCAAUUCAAUCCCAGCUGACGACGUAGACGAUGUCGAUGGAGAGGAAGAUGAAGAUGAGGAUCAAUGGGAUGAUUGGCAAGAUGAUGAAGUAGAGGACGCUCAAUGUUUGUUUUGCAGUAAGAUGGCCAAACCAAAGGACAUUUUAGAACAUUGUCGAGUCGGCCAUGCCUUUGAUUUGAGGCUUGUAAAGCAGGCAUUAGAUCUAGACAUUUAUGGAACAAUCAAGCUAGUGAAUUAUGUCAGAACUCUAGCCCAGCGCGACUCCCACCUAACAAUUCACGACUUCUCUGAAACGCUGAUACCGGACGCGUCCUGGCUAAACGGCGAAACCUACCUAAAGCCCGUAAUCGAAAACGACCCCAUGCUCUACGUCGCCCAGGACGAUGACGAUUUCGAUCAAGACAGUGAUCCAGUAACUGGAACCGACCUGCAACAAACAUCACCACCUGAGAUACAUUCUGCUACAUUGACGCCGCAUCAACAGGGCCGUAGACCUUCCAAUGCUGGUAGUAUCCUCGCGGAUUCACAGACGGUGCUACAGGAUGCGUUGCUUGAAGCUCAGAAACGGGCUGAAGCUGCUGAAGCUAGAGCGAGAGAUGUGCUUAAUGCGUGGAAGGAGUAUAGGGAGGAGGUGACGAGGACUGUUUUGGGGACUGACAGAGCUGAUAUUGCGCUGCCUGCUGAUGAGGAAGUUGAUUAUUACUUUGGCUCGUACGCAGAGACGGAGAUACACGAAUCCAUGCUCAAAGACCGCGUCAGAACAGAAUCCUAUCGAGAUUUCAUGUAUGAUAACAAGGACUUGUUUAAAGACAAGAUUGUACUUGAUGUCGGAUGUGGAACUGGGAUUCUAAGCAUGUUUGCUGCUAGAGCAGGAGCUCGUCAAGUCUUUGCAAUCGACAACAGUCCCAUCAUUGAAAAGGCCAAGAAGAUCGUAGCUGAGAACGGGCUUGAGAAUAUCAUUACGUGUAUUCGAGGCAAGGCUGAAGAAAUCUUGUUGCCUGGAGUGGACAAAGUUGAUAUACUAAUAAGCGAGUGGAUGGGGUACUUUUUGUUAUUCGAGGGCAUGUUGGAUUCAGUGUUCAAGGCUAGAGAUCGGUGGUUGAAACCAAGUGGAUUGAUGGUUCCAAAUGUAGCUAGAAUGUAUAUGGCUGGAAUAGAAGAUGAAGACUGGGUUAAUGACAAGUAUCACUUUUGGAAUGACGUUUAUGGUAUCGUCACGCUUUAUUGCUACUUUUUUGCUAUGCUCGCUUAUUCGAUUGUUGUAGGAUUCAAGAUGACUCUGAUGAAGGAGACCUUCAUGACGAAUGCCCAUGUCGAUAUAACAGCCCCCGACACUGUCAUAACAGAUGCAUGUGAAUUCAAGGAAAUCGACCUUGAAGAAGCAACAUGUGAAUCCCUCGACUUUGCCUCCACGUUCACAAUGGCCGCCACGCGACCCGGACGCAUCCACGCUAUAUGUGGAUGGUUUGACAUUGAUUUUGAAGGUGAAAAGCAGGGACUCGCCUUGACAUCCUUCUCGACAUCACCGACAGCUACGGCGACACAUUGGAAGCAAACCCUGUUCGCGUUAGAUAACCCUAUCGAUGUUGUUGCUGGACAGCGUGUUGAAGGAGAUAUACGCGUCUCGAAACGUGCUGAGAAUGAGAGAGAGUUGGAUGUUGUCUUGAAGAUUAGGAGUGGCAGUGAUGAGGUCAGAACGUGUGUGUAUGUAGUAAAGUAA
Messenger RNA from Synchytrium microbalum, 1737 nucleotides. RefSeq lists its product as uncharacterized. Gene Ontology annotation, molecular function: protein-arginine N-methyltransferase activity. Gene Ontology annotation, biological process: peptidyl-arginine methylation. Gene Ontology annotation, cellular component: nucleus. The transcript is spliced from 8 exons. The record is from RefSeq and is a predicted model, not a curated record. Bases 1 to 1737 code for a protein of 578 amino acids. NCBI's taxonomy places the organism in Eukaryota, Fungi, Chytridiomycota, Chytridiomycetes, Synchytriales, Synchytriaceae.